Molecule: messenger RNA, 4816 nt
Organism: Gambusia affinis (western mosquitofish)
Lineage: Eukaryota; Metazoa; Chordata; Actinopteri; Cyprinodontiformes; Poeciliidae
Product: G-protein coupled receptor 26-like
Exons: 3
Coding region: 1104-2165 (353 amino acids)
Biological process (GO): adenylate cyclase-activating G protein-coupled receptor signaling pathway
Cellular component (GO): membrane
Molecular function (GO): G protein-coupled receptor activity
Source: RefSeq, a predicted model, not a curated record
AGACUCCAGACCGGGAAUCGAACCCAGGACCUUCUUGCUGCAAGGCAACAGCUCUACCAACUGUGCCACUGAGCAGCCCUUGAUUAAAUUUCCUUUAAUCUUUAAUCAUCUCAUGUAUAAGAUGAGAAAGAUUCUAGAUGAAAAUAUUUUAAAGUUUUGUUGUUUUUGGUCUCUCAGAACUUUUUCAUUCCUGAAUGGGGAGCAAAAAAUAUUUGUGAUGCGCAAAAUUAAAAUUUUAUUAUUUCUGACUUAGAAAUUAUAAUUUUUUUUAUUAAUACAGGAAAGAAAGAAACCCGGAUUGAAAACAUUCUAGUUUCCAGUUAAGCAUAAAUAUAAUUUUAGCACUUUUACUGUUCGUGUUUUUCUUUUUAUGGGGAAUGCAUAUUAUUUUUUUCCUCUGUGAUGCAUCCUAUGCUUUAAUGAAAUAUCCCGUAGUCAUAUCCCGUACUGCUUUUUUUAAAUAUAAACCAAUGUGACGCUGAUGAGUUGAUUUCACUCAAUCUAAUUUGUCACGCAUUUAAUCACGAUUUUAACUAUCUAAAACUUCCUCUGCGUAAGCAGCAAAGCAAAGUUCAACGUGACGCGCAUGUCCUCACCCUAAUCGGUAGUGACGUCACUGUGCGUCGUAUUUCUAUUUUUACUCUACGAAAGCUUUGUUUAAACAGGGGUGCACCGGCAGUUUGAAACCACCCGGGAGGGAAAAUAGUGGGGUAUUAAAAAGUCUGAAAAGCUAAAGACAGAAUCCCUUUGCGCUCUUUUUAAGUUUGCCUCUCAUUAUGCGCAAUUGCUCACCAAGACAGACAUGAAAUGUGAUUCCAGCAGUGUGAUGCACUGGGCUGAAAUUACCGCAGCGCGUCAAGCAGAAAGCCCUUCAGUUCUGACCCCGUUGAUGGCAAAUGCACAUCCAGAUUCUCUCACAUGACCAGAACGAGCAACUGGUCAGAUAGUUAACGGGGCUGAAAAGACAGAGCGAUUUGCCGGAGACUUUUAUAUCUUGGAGACGGUAAGCAUGAUUGGGACUCCUGGCCGUCGUGACUUGUGGCAGUUUGCAUGAAGAUUGCGGAUGCGCUCUUUCCAAGUCUGGAUAUUCAGGCGGAGGCACCAUGGACGCAGCGGACGUAGUUGCUUCUUUGCUGAUUUUGGGGAUUAUCGUCGUGUCGCUGCUCUCCAACGUUGUAGUGCUGAUCUGUUUUCUGUACAACCCGGAGAUCCGCAAGCAGGUGCCCGCUCUCUUCAUCCUCAACUUGUCGUUCUGCAACCUGUUGCAGAGCGUGUCUAACAUGCCUCUAACUUUGGUCGGGCUCGUCACUUCGGGGCACCCCGGCGGCAGCGGCUUCUGUCAGAUCGUGGGUUUCCUCGACACUUUCCUCACCACGAACUCAAUGCUCAGCAUGGCAGCGCUCAGCAUCGAUAGGUGGGUGGCAGUGGUGUUCCCGCUGAGCUAUCACUCGCGAAUACGCCACAGGGAUGCGGUACUGGCGCUGGCGUACACCUGGAUACACUCGAUGUGCUUCUCCGCGGUGGCCACCUGCCGCUCCUGGCUCGGGUACAACCACCUUUACGCGUCGUGCACCCUCUGCAGCGUCCGGGCAAAGGCGGCUGGGAAACAGUUCAUUGUUUUCACAGUAGCUUUGCAUUGUCUCACAUUCCUCCUCACGCUGAUCGUGAUGUGCGUAACCUAUCUGAAAGUGCUAAAAGUUGCAAGGUCUCACUGCAAGCGCAUCGACGUGAUCACGAUGCAGACGUUGGUGCUGCUGGUGGAUAUUCACCCCAGUGUUCGCCAGAAAUGCCUGGAGGAGCAGAAGCGCAGGAGGCAGAGGGCCACCAAGAAGAUCAGUACAUUUAUCGGCACAUUUGUGGUCUGUUUCACACCUUACGUCAUUACAAGUAUUGUAGAGCUCUUCUCCCCAGGGCCCAUAAACCCUCACUGGGGAGUCUUCUCUAAAUGCCUGGCCUACAGCAAGGCAGCCAGUGACCCGUUUGUCUACUCACUGCUGCGUUACCAGUACAGGAAGACCUGCAGCCUGCUGGCCAAUAAAGCUCUCAAGAGGAGAUCUCUGAACUCCUCCACCUUCACGGUAGAAAACAAAGCUCGGACUACUGCAGCCAAUUCCAACCCAACGGUCAGUAUCCAACCACCAACUAACAAACCACUCAGCCAAUGAAGGCAAUCAUAUGUAGAGAUGUUUAUCAAACUCAAGACGGCUGAUUGAUCUCUUUGGAGCAUCAGAGCUCAAAACGUGUGCCUCUCAGUUGUUCGCCGGGGAACAAGGCUGGUAAUACUCUACAUCUAUUUUUAUAGACAAAAUAGGUUCAUGAAAACAUCUGAGGCAAACAUGUUGUGUCUCUUUAUAAUGCCUGACUCACUGAGCUGCGCAUUUGUUCCUGCACAAAGCAUAAUUCUUUCAAAAGUAGGUCACAAAAAAACCCACUCUUUUUUUUAAUCAUAGUCACAGUUGUCUUUUUUGUUGGUUGCCGGUUAGAAAACCUUGCAAGGUCUUACAUAGAUGUAUACACACAGACGCCCACACACGCACACCUUACAACCUCCAAUCUAUGGGCAAAAAUGCUUCAUUGUGUCAUUUUUAUUUUCACAAUCUCAAGAUUGUAGAAUACAAUACUACGUUGACUCAAUGUAAUGCCAUGAGGAAGUUCUUUUGCCCAUGUCUUAAUCACAGUGUGGAAUGUGUGCAUGUGGAUCAUUUGUGGAUGCAUGUAUAUGUAAAAACAUGCAUACAAAUUUCUGAUGUUUUAACACUGUCUGCAAUUUUAGCUCUGAAAACAAGUGUAGCUCUUUAACUUAUGCAUAGAUUAUUAUGGCAUUACUUUCCCAAUAACUUUGUAGCCUCUUUUUGAAUUUGCUUCAAGUGAAAAUAGUAUAAAGAAAGCAACACUUUCACUAAAGGACAAGGUGCCUUUUAUGGUAACUACAGGGUAUAAGACCCCCAUUGCUCUAAUAUUAGAGAGGAGUAUCUGCAGGAGUAUUUCCUUGUACCAUAGUGGCUCUUAUGUACUUAUGCAGUCUGAAAAUACACUGAUUAGUCCAUUGUUUGUAUAACUGUGUUAAAUUCAUUUUUACCUCAGUAACAAUUUAUUAUUAUUAUUAAUAUGUCGGAGAAUUAUGUCGGAGAAUUUGCUGUCCAUAGAAAGUACAGCAGUGGUAUUGUGCACUAAACUGAGGGUUUUUAUUGAAACCCCUGUAGAUUGUGACUGUAAAGUGUAACUUAUGAAGUGCCUUUUAGAUGAUGAAUUCUAGUUUAAUCAAAACACAACAGAUCAGAUCUUAUAAAUAUUUUCUCAGUAUUUUGUUGUUUGGUUGAAUACCGUAUUUUGUGAUGCAACCUCAUUGUUGAACUCAGAGCUCCUUCUACACUUGAUGAUUCUCCUGUUUAAUACUUGUGAAAAGCCUUUAAUGUAAUCUUUUGAUAAAUUAUCUUUAGUGUAGUCAAAACUUCUCAUAUUAUUAUUUUUUUGGAACAAUUUCACUGGUGUUUAAUUAUUAACCUCUUUUGUCAAUAUAUUGUACAACCUCUUUUUGCUAGUGGGAAAGCACUUAGUCUUCUAUUUUCAACUGUAUUUAUGCCUGGGGACUGAAGUUGCAGUGAAAUUCAUAUUCAAAUGCAAUUCAAAACUAUUUUAUUAAUCCCAAAGGCAAAUUAAAUAAGACCAUUUAUGUCUGGUAAGCAAUUUUUGUUUUGAUUUGGUCAGAAAUUUUGGAUAAGCCUGAUGCUGAAAGAUUUUAGCAUAAUGGUUUUUAGUUUCACUUAGCAAGGACAAAUAGUUUUUGUGGAAAAUAUCCUUAUUUUUUCAAAGAGAUUUAGAAUAAAUACACUUCAACAAGGUUCCUACUGCCGUUGGAAGAGAAACAGGACCACAGCAUGAUGGGUCCUUUGCCAUACUUCACAUUAAGUAUGUUGUGCUUUCCCACACUAUACUGCAAUAAUUCUAACAGUGAGCUUUUUUUCCCUUACCAUCCCUCUUCAAAGCGGGGAAAAAAAAUAUUUUCUUUUCCCCCUUUUUAGGAGUAGCUAAGAUAAAUAGGUCUCAGUGUCAUGUCAUAUGUAAGCAAUGAGCUAUUUUCAGUUUUCUGUUAAAAGUUGUCCAAUUUUUAUCUAAAAUGUCCUGGUAUUUUAAGCAGUUUGUGAUUCCUUGCAGUUUAUUAAGUUUCCCUCGCCUGUGAGGAGAGAAACCAGGCCUUAAAGAGUCUCAGUAGGGUGCUUUUCUACACUUUGCUGCAAUUAACUUUAGAUUUUUUUUUUUCCACCUGGCUUACUGUUCUUCUCCCUGUGUGUGGAAUGUUCUCUUCAAGCAACAUAAAUAAAAGUCUAACUGGAAAAAACAAUUCGGGGGUGGGAGGUUCGAUAAGUGUGGCACUGGUGUGUUCGUUGAAAACAAAAACAAAACAAAAAAUUGCAUUUUUUCAAAAAGGUGAAAAAGAAGUGCUUAAGUUGACAGUAGUUUUAUCAGCGUAAUUGUACACUACUGCAAUACAAGAUGAAUAUAUCUGAAGCCUUCUUACAAGUCUUUAACAGGGGUGUCAAUAAGUGUGCAGGUUCUGUAUGAUGAAAUGUUAUUUGAAUGUGGUAGCAACUAGAGUAAGUGACAUUCCAGCUCAAGCAUCUCAAGAGGGGCUGAGUUAUAUCUACAAUGUAAAAAGGUAGUUAUUUUUGACAACACUGGGAAAACAGCAUGUUGUUACUGUGACAGUAUGGAGCCUUUAAAAAGGCUUAAAAGCUAUUUAUUUUUGUCUAACUGUGUCUGAUUUUUUUGCUAAAUGCAUUGGUGACAAUAAUGCAAUAAAUGCUGUGCAUUUUGA